Messenger RNA from Danio rerio (zebrafish), 1229 nucleotides. Lineage: Eukaryota; Metazoa; Chordata; Actinopteri; Cypriniformes; Danionidae. The record is from RefSeq and is a predicted model, not a curated record.
CCAGAACACUCUCAGUAUCCAUCAAAAGAAGUGCGACUUGUAUGCUCCUUACGCGUGGUCGAAUGUGAACAGGCAGCAAAGAUUUGUGAAAUGUGCUGUGAAGCUGUGUUGACACGCUCAGUUCAGUCUAGACUUCAGUGUCAUGGCUUGGUGUGAUCGCAGAGUUCAGACAGUUUUGACGAGCCUGGGCGCGCUCGCGGCGAUCAGCCUGAUGAGUGUAGCGAUCGGAACCGACUACUGGCUCUACUCUAGAGCACACAUCUGCAACACAACCAGCAACUCAACAGACGAAACCCAAAACCUGCUGCUGCCAAAGAAAACUCGGGGAGAUCUGACGCAUUCCGGACUAUGGAAGAUCUGUUGUAUCGAAGGGAUCAACAAUGGCAGCUGCUACUGGAUCAAUCAUUUUUCUGUGGAGGACUAUGACACAGAAAACUCAGAAUACAUUCUCCGUUUAGUUCGAGCAUCCAGUCUUUUCCCCAUUCUGAGUACCAUCCUGCUUCUUUUGGGAGGAGUUUGUGUUGGGAUAGGUCACAUUUACAGCAGCAGAAAUAACAUUACCCUGAGUGCAGGAAUCCUUUUUGUAUCUGCAGGUCUCAGCAAUAUUAUUGGCAUCAUCGUCUACAUCUCCAGUAAUGCUGGAGACCCCGGUGACAAGAAAGGAGAAGAUAAGAAAAACCUAUACAGCUAUGGGUGGUCCUUCUACUCAGGUGUACUCUCCUUUAUUCUAGCUGAGACCAUUGCUGUGUUGGCAGUUAACAUCUACAUUGAAAAGAACAAAGAGGUUCAUUUCAAGCACUUUGUGUUUAAUAAAACUACCCCUUCCCCCUCAUCCUCUAUUUACACAACUAUCCCAAGCUAUCAUUACAAACAACAACGGUCCCAUUCCUGUUCUCAAUCCAGAGAUCCAUUUAAAAACACCUCCCCUGUCACACACGGUGUCAUCAGCUCUUCGCUGCCUUUGGUGGAUAUUUCUAUGUAUGCGUUAGGGGGAGAACAUCCACUGCUGGUAGGUGGUCAGGUGUCCUAUAAUACUGAUCUUCAGCACCACAACUUCAGGAAAUUUCACAAUCACAUCCCAAAAGAUGUGAAAGACAAUUUGAAUCGCAGGAUUACUCCUGUUUAGAGGUGUAGUUGUUUGAUCCAUUUAAUAUUAUUUACAGAUUUUGUCAAUCACUUUGGCUCACCCCCCCUCCCCUAAAAAAAAGAGUAAAGCUGCGGUCACAUUA